UCCUUUCUUGGCGUCAACUCAUAACCAUUGCAAAACCACAACUAAAAUCCAUUUCCUUCAAUCAAGUUUUUGUUCGCAGCUGCCAAGUUUCAAUUGCUACUCCACCGGAGUCAUCUGCUGAAUUUUCCCCAAAAUUUCUAAUGGCAUCAAGCGCAAACAAGAACAUCAACGCUAAGCUGGUACUCCUAGGAGAUGUCGGAGCUGGAAAAUCUAGUCUAGUGUUGCGUUUUGUGAAAGGGCAGUUCGUUGAGUUCCAGGAAUCGACAAUAGGGGCUGCCUUUUUUUCACAAACAGUCGCUGUGGAUGACGCAACUGUGAAAUUCGAGAUAUGGGACACGGCUGGUCAAGAGAGAUACCACAGCUUAGCUCCAAUGUAUUACAGAGGGGCUGCUGCGGCCAUCAUUGUCUAUGAUAUCACAAAUCUAGCCUCAUUUGACCGAGCCAAAAAAUGGGUUAAAGAGCUACAAGCACAAGGUAAUCCAAAUAUGGUUAUGGCACUUGCUGGGAAUAAAUCAGAUAUGUUGGAUGGACGAACGGUUGCACCCGAGGAUGCUCAAACUUAUGCCCAAGAGAAUGGUCUUUUCUUUUUGGAAACUUCUGCAAAGACAGCAAUCAACGUCAACGAAGCAUUUCAUGAAAUAGCAAAGAGAUUGCCACGGCUGCAGCAGACACCAAACCCAUCGGGCAUGGUCCUCGUGGAUCGACCAGCGGAAAGGGCAAAUAGUGCUUCUUGUUGUUCUUGAAAAUUCGACCGUAUCAAGCUCGUGUUAUGUCCAUAGCAGUGAGAGCUUACUCUUGUGUACCCUCCAUAUCUGUACAUAUGAUUUCAGCUUUAUAUAUGCAUUCCCCAUUUAGUUGAAGA
This is a messenger RNA of Salvia splendens (bonfire salvia), 862 nucleotides long. Its product is annotated as ras-related protein RABF2b. NCBI's taxonomy places the organism in Eukaryota, Viridiplantae, Streptophyta, Magnoliopsida, Lamiales, Lamiaceae. Gene Ontology annotation, molecular function: GTPase activity; GTP binding. The record is from RefSeq and is a predicted model, not a curated record. Bases 141 to 743 code for a protein of 200 amino acids. The transcript is spliced from 7 exons.